GCAAAUAAACUGUCAAAAAAUUUUAUUUUUCUCGCGUUUCCCGGAGCCAGAAAUUUUUUUCGUGAAUUUUCGUUGUCCUUUGCAUUCCAAGGACGAUUCCGUGCCAGUGUUUGUCCAAGUUUCCGUUCUUAAACGAAGACAAUUUACCAUGGAUCCGACACAGGAAGAUCCGCGGAUUGUUAAAACAACGCUCAAUGCUGGAACCCAAUAUGUGCCGUUCACCGAUGGGACCAAGGUAAAAUUUCACUACCAAACAAGGAAGCUCGAUGGGACCGUUCUGGACGACAGCCGCAAAACAAGCAAACCCAUGGAGCUAGUUUUGGGGAAGAAGUUCAAGCUGGAGGUGUGGGAGAUUUGCGUCCAGAAGAUGGCUCUGAACGAGGUGGCCAAGUUCCGGUGCGACAAAUCGCUGGUGCAGCAGUACCCCUUUGUGGCCAAAACUAUAAGGGAUUCAAUGAAACCAGCUGAGAAGCGAAAGCACUGCUGUGGGAUGACGAUUCAGAACGAGGGUAUUGGGUAUAAGGAUCUGGAUGAAUUGUUCAACUGUCCGCAGGAUUUGGAGUUUGUGUUGGAGAUUUUGAGCAUUGAAAAUCCGGAAGAAUACCAAAAAGAGUCAUGGCAGCUGAACGAUAGCGAAAAAAUUGAACAAGUGAAAGCGCUCAGGGAGAAGGGGAAUGAUGCGUAUAGGAGGAAAGAUUACACCACGGCCACGGAAGCUUAUUCCUAUGCUACUGGACUUGUGGAGCAGCUUAUGUUGAAAGAAAAACCACACGACACGGAAUGGGACGAGUUGGCGCAGCUCAAGGUUCCCCUACUUCUGAACUAUUCCCAGUGUAAAUUGCUGGAGCAGGACUACUAUGCGGUCAUCGAGCACUGCAGCGAAGUGCUGGAAAAGUAUGAUAAGGACAACGUGAAAGCACUAUUCCGGCGGGCGAAAGCACACUUUGGCGCCUGGAAUACCCGAAAGGCUAAGGAGGACUUCCUCAGGGCUGCAGAAUUGGAUCCAGCGUUGGAACCAGCGGUUACCAAAGAACUGAAGGCGCUGGAGGACGAGAUCCGGCUGAAGGAUGUCGAGGAUAAGCUCAAGUUCCAGAAAAUGUUUUAAGUUAUUAGCGAAUUGAAAGAGAUGUUAUCAUUGUUUUUUAGUUAAUUAUGUGGUAAGUAUUUUAUAACUUUAAUCAACAAAAGCACCCGCUCCAUGUACUUGUACUGUAUUUUCUUGUAUCAAAUGUGACCAAUCACCGUACUGAAAACAAAUUAAGUGGCCGUAUUUUGUGAAGUGAUGUAAUCUAUAGCUUAUCGCGUCUUGUUCAAGAAAUUUUAUAGUCAAUGUUUAGGAUAAAGAGAUCUCUCA
Messenger RNA from Uranotaenia lowii, 1354 nucleotides. RefSeq names its product AH receptor-interacting protein. The transcript is spliced from 2 exons. Gene Ontology annotation, molecular function: peptidyl-prolyl cis-trans isomerase activity; protein binding. The record is from RefSeq and is a predicted model, not a curated record. NCBI's taxonomy places the organism in Eukaryota, Metazoa, Arthropoda, Insecta, Diptera, Culicidae. Bases 149 to 1105 code for a protein of 318 amino acids.